Messenger RNA from Puntigrus tetrazona (Sumatra barb), 1380 nucleotides. RefSeq names its product receptor-interacting serine-threonine kinase 3 (gene ripk3). The record is from RefSeq and is a predicted model, not a curated record. The transcript has 11 exons. Gene Ontology annotation, molecular function: JUN kinase kinase kinase activity; ATP binding. Lineage: Eukaryota; Metazoa; Chordata; Actinopteri; Cypriniformes; Cyprinidae. The coding region runs from base 13 to 1296 and encodes 427 amino acids. Gene Ontology annotation, biological process: protein phosphorylation.
CGAGUAGAUGAGAUGGACGAGUCUGUGAACAUCAAGAUCGAGGUGAUCGGAGAUGAGUGUCUUCAGGACUGGACGAGCAUCGGGACCGGCGGCUUCGGGCAGAUCUACCGAGCCAAGCACAAGACCCUGGGCAUGGACGUGGCCAUAAAGUUACUGCAUUAUAAAGACGGCAGAUCGGCGUCCUCCAUCCUGAGGGAAGCUCUCCUGAUGUUCCAGGGCGGGAACCCCAACGUGAUCCGGAUCCUGGGUCUGUACGAGGGCGGGCGCCGCGGGCUGGUCAUGGAGUUCAUGCCCAUGGGCUCGGUGGCCGAUCUGCUGCAGACGCUGGCCGGGCCGCCGCCGUGGCCUUUGACCUUCCGCGUGGCUCACGAGAUCAGCCUGGGCAUGAACUUCCUCCAUCACCUGUCUCCUCCUCUUCUUCACCUGGACCUCAAGCCCAGCAACGUGCUGCUGGACGACAGCCUCCGAGCCAAGCUGACAGAUUUCGGUCUGUCCCGAGUGGCCCGGAGCGUUUCUCGCUGCUCCCGGGACUCAGACGAGGACGAUGGAGGGACGCUGAGCUACAUGCCUCCCGAAGCGCUGAAGUCCGUCAACUACAAGGCCAGCAAAGCCUCGGACGUCUACAGCUUCGGGGUUCUGCUGUGGUCCCUGGUCACCGGGAAGGAGCCGUACGAAGGCGCUCUGUCCAGUCUGGUGCGCUUCCGCAUCCCUCUCGGGGACCGGCCGGACCUGAGCUCCGUAGAGCUCGGCGGGGUCAAAGGUCUGGAGGAGGCGGUGAAGCUCAUGACCGCCUGCUGGCAUCAGGACCCCCGCAGAAGACCGCCGUUCCUGGACUGUGUUCAUGCCACUAAGGAGAUCUUGGAGAUGCACAAACACGGACUGAACGACGCCGUCUAUGAAGUCCUGAAGCAGCUGCAGGAUGAUGGUCUUUGCUCCGGGCUGAGAUCAGUCCAGAUCAGCUCUAAACCUCACCAGGAUCCACGGUCUUCUUCUCGCGUCUCUGCACCGCUUCCUAAACAGGAAACAGCUUCCGCUUCCACGACCUCCGUGAAGAAAAGUGUCACAAGCUCCAGAGAUGAAGCUCCUCCUCGACCUGCUCCACCGAGGACUCCUGUGAGAACAACACAGCGUCAGAGUUCAACACCAGGUCCGGUCCAGAUCUCGUUUUCCAACGUCUAUGGAGUUCAGAUCGGAAACAACAACGUCAUGAACGUCAGUCAAGGACGGCAGAGACACCGCACGGCUCCUUCCAGCGUGGACACGUCUUACACACACUCAGGGAAGAAACCUCAGUGACGUCUUCAGAGCCAGAGCAGAGUCUGGAGUACACGCUGAGAUAAGGAGCAUGAAGACUCAGGAUAAACAUACAGAGAGAGAGAG